Messenger RNA from Protopolystoma xenopodis, 366 nucleotides. Lineage: Eukaryota; Metazoa; Platyhelminthes; Monogenea; Polystomatidea; Polystomatidae. The record is from the annotation of a GenBank genome assembly.
AUGACCACUCGGGCAGAAGACAGAGUCGACAUGACAGCAAGACCAAAUUGCCAAAAACGAGAUAAAUUCAUUUCUGUCCAUCGAAUCGAGCCUGCUUCCAUAGUGAAGGUCUACCGUCCUGUUACUGAAGCCUUUAACGAAGAGGAUGUUUUUCGGCAACCGAAUCGACGCAACUUCCAUCUCGAAAAUGGGACCCCAAUCGGGAGCUCGGUUCAAAGCGGUGGAGUGGAUUUCGGUACCGAUGCUGACAGAACAUGUGACAAGUGGUGUCUGUUUGUGUCAAAUUUCCUCCAACAUGAACAUGCCCAAAGGCUCCUCGAUCUGUUCGUAGCCUCACAGACGUGGUCCAGUACUACACAAUUAUGA